This is a messenger RNA of Dichotomopilus funicola, 858 nucleotides long. RefSeq lists its product as uncharacterized. The transcript is spliced from 2 exons. Bases 1 to 858 code for a protein of 285 amino acids. The record is from RefSeq and is a predicted model, not a curated record. Gene Ontology annotation, molecular function: oxidoreductase activity. Lineage: Eukaryota; Fungi; Ascomycota; Sordariomycetes; Sordariales; Chaetomiaceae.
AUGGCUCAACCGACCCGCGUGGCCGUUGUUACGGGCGUGAACCGCGGCAUUGGCCUGGCCAUCCUGCGCAAGCUUGCUUCUGGCUCUACCGGACCCCUUGUAGUCUACGCCAGCACCCGCGCCGGCACGCUCCCCGAAGUCAUCAUCACGGAGCAGCAGCAGCAGCAGUCCCACCCGGACGUCAAGAUCUUACCGGCACAACUCUCCCUCACCGAACCAACCUCCAUCGAUGCCUUGGCCGCGCGCGUCGCCGAAGAGCAAACCACCGUGGACGUGCUGAUCAACAACGCUGGCGUGUACCACUACCGCGAACGCAUCAGUAACGCCGACCGCACCGAGACGCUCGAGACGAACUACCGCGGCACGCUGCGCCUGUGCCAGGCGUUCCUCCCGCUGCUCGCGCGCAGCCAGUCCGGCGGGCGCAUCGUCAAUCUAUCCUCGCAGGCUGGCCGGCUACGAUGGUUCGCGCCGCAGUUACGCCCGCGGUUUCUCGCGCCGGAUCUCGCGUGGGAACAGCUCGACGCGUUGGUGCGUGAGUACGACAGCGCGGCGAACGCGCGGGGCGAUGAAGUUCAGACCGGGUGGCCGCCGAUGGCGUACGCGGUCAGCAAGGCGGCGCUGAAUGCCGGCACGCGCAUACUGGCGAGGGAGAACCCGGGCCUGCUCAUCAACAGCUGCUGUCCCGGCUGGGUUGCUACGGACCUGGGCGGGCAGGCUGGGCCGCCGCCUAAGACGCCCGAGGAGGGCGCUCGCAUCCCGUUGCACCUGGCGUUUGGGGAUAUUGGCAAGACGAGUGGCCGGUAUUGGGCCAAUGAUUCGACGGCUGGCACGGGCGUGGGUAAGGUGCAGGAGCCGUGA